GAGAUGCCCGGGGCCGGGGCCGGGGCCGGGGGGCAGCGGGAGCGGCAGCGGGAGGAGGCUCAGUGGGUGCUGUUGGCAGAAGAGUCAAUCACUGAUGCACUAGAGAACACAAAUUGUGGCCCUGUUUUUACCAGACUUCGCAAUCCCAAAACAGAUGAAGCUUCCUUGUACCUGUUCAACAGUAACGCCUCUCAGAUAUAUGAAGUGAAGGCCUUUGAUGAAAACUAUCACUCUUGGUUCAUUGGGCAAUCUGUCCAGAGUGAUGGACGUCUGCUGUUUGUUACUCCCCUGGACCCAUUGUUUCUUGUAUUGCCGUAUUUUCUAAAGGCCACUGAACAGCAGGCAAAGUAUUGGCUUGUGGAUCAGAUCAUGAAAGAUGAAGAUUUUCCUGGGUGCUCUACACUACUGAAGUGUCCAAGGACUUUGCAAUCAGUUCAUCAUAUCGCGGAUGAAAAAGAAAUUGGCGAUCAGAAAUUUUAUAAAUAUAGUCAAGAGAAGACACUCUUGUGGUUAAAGAAAAAGGUGAAACAGACAGUCAAAGCCCUGAAGAGCAAUAAUCUCAAUGUAGGAGGAGGCGUGCAGUCCAGCACCUUUAUUAGAAGCAAACAAGCUGCAGAGGUGACUGAAGAGGAUUAUCUUCGUUAUGCUCAUGGUUUGCUGUCAGAUUAUCUUCCUGGUGCUCUAAGUGUGGAACUCCUCAAGAUUUUGGGGUUACCAGAUGUUUCCACUAAAGCAGCUGCAAUAGAACCACCAUUAAAGGUAGCAACACAGAGACGCAAUCAAAAGAAAGGCAGCCGACAAUGACCUUGCAAUGGAGUCGUCUUCAUAUCUGACUUUACUAAAGUGGCCAAACUGAAUCAGGGAACAUUUUCUACAGUUGCUUUAGAUUUUGCCAUGGAUCUGCUUUUAAUUUUGGAAAUUUACGCACCAGUCAGCAAGGUGUAGAAUGCUGGAGGGCUUUCAAAAGCACUUUCUUUCUGAACUUACGAUGGGAUGCUGUUUGUGUGUAUAUGACAUGACUACUUGAUAUCGGAAAAGAUGAAGGGAGGCUAAUAUUUUUCACUAACAAUUACACUGGAAUUUUGAAUUCUUACUUGCCUCAUUUACUCAGAAUCCAUGACACGAAAAUGGCAUCAUCACAACCACAUAGGCCCCCUCCUUAGUCCUACCCAAAAAGCCUAGUGUGUAAAGUAACAUGUAUAGGGUAUGAAACAAUACAUGUAAGCAGAGAAUUGGUUAAAGUCAGACUUUUUCCACUGCAACAGAGGAGAUUGGGAGGGGUUUAUGAUAGACGUCUUGUAAGAUUCUGAAGGGAUGUGCUAAGGCAAUUAAGGAAAAACUAUUUUAGUUGGAGAAUUGGUGGUAAAACUCAGGAUUGUCAGCAAAAGAAAUGGGGGAGAUUUCAGUAGGAAUUUCUUCAACCUAGAUGGUUGUUUUACUUAAAUAACGGCUGAGUUGGUGAGAUGGCUCCAUUGUUGGCGCCAGUGAACUAAGCAAGAGUCAGGAGAGGAGGAGAGAAAAUUGACAAAAAUGUGAGCUCAGAACAUAAUAGCAAAAGAAUCAAAAACAGCUAAGAAACUGUUAGCAGAAUUAUAAGCAAACGUUAGCUGGGGAAGCAUCUUCCUUUUAAAGAAUACCCCCAAAUUUUUAUACGUUUCAUAAAUGUGCUUUUUUAUAGCUAAGACUUCAAUGUGUAACAACAUGUGGUAAAAUUCUCAAUGCGACAACAGGGAUUUGGGGUACAAAUACAGAGAUCAUAUGAAUGGGAGUGCAGGCAGAAAAGGCCGUUAAAAGGGUAUUAAAACGGUAAAUAAGAUUGAGGAUUUUAAAUACAGAGCUAUUGAAUCAAAAAUUAAAGAAAUGAUGGUGAAUCCUUUUAAGAUUGGUUAGAGAGCAGCUGGAAUAUUCUGUGCAGUUUUGGAUACAGAACUAUAGCUGAUACUAGAACGAAGGAAAGGGUGCAACAUUAAUUAGUGAUGAGAGGCCGAGGAGUUUAGGACUCUUUGUUGCAGCAGAGAAAGUUGAGAAAUGGUACAGUGGGAGUAUUUAAGACAAUGAAAGGGUUUGAGAAGAUAAAUGUUGAACAACUCUUUCUGCUGGUAGAAACCUUGAGAACAAGAGGAUAUUAAUUUAAAAUUAAAAGUUUAAAAAUUGAAAUUAGGAAGAACUUUCUUUCACAUGGGAAAUAGAAUAUGCAAUGAUUUGCCAGGAAUGGAUUGUUGGAGCACAGUAGAUUGCGGCAUUUAAAAGGGAAUUAGAUAUAGAUCUGUACGUUUGAAGGAAGAGUAUAAGAGGUUAUAGGGAAAGAGCAGAGCAUUGGGAUUUGGAUAGAUGGCUUCACUGGAAAAACAAUAUACUAAGAACAAUAUACAAUAUUUACUAAUUAAAAAAACUGCAAGGAUUAUUAAUACAAUGUGUUGGAUGGGCUCAGGCUGUUUCAUCAAUUUCUAUAGGAAGGGGUACAGGAAAACAUUUGCUAGUAAACAAUUUUUUUCAGAAAAUGGAUAUUAAAUCAUAUUUGGAAAUCAACUUUAUUCUAAGGCUCUAAAAGAGGAAAUAAAACCGUUUAUAAUGUUGUGUUUGAGUCGAAUAAGUAUCGUCGGAAAUAAAUGUUUUAUAAAAUCUAAAUACAUUUCAUUUCGGGAAACAAAUCUAGGAUCUUGUUAAGUGUUUACAAGUUCCCUCCAGAGUUAAACACAAAGACGCAGAAUGAAUUAGAUUCUGAUCUGUGCAAAUAAAGGUGUGAGGCAGAAAUUGCUCAGUGCAUAUUUUGCCGUUGGUGGCAUUAAUUAAUCACCAGAGCUUCACUUGUUUGCCUGUUACUAGCACUUCCGUGCCAACCAGAUUAAUGAUCAAUGAAAUUAGGAUUUUUUACAUCAGUGGAAUUACAGGCUGGCUUGACUCAGUUUUGAAAAACAUCUGAAACACAAUUUUCCUUAACCUUCAUCUAAAAUAGGAAUUAAUUUACAAGGACUGAUUCUUAAAGAUUGAUUCUAUUCCAUGGAGCAUUACUCAGACAUGGAAAUUGCAUUGUUCAUAUUUUUGAUGUAUUAUCAGUAACCCCGGCAUUUUAUCAUGGAGCGUACUGCUCUGCUUGCACUUGUUUUAUCUUUAAUUACUGUCCAUCAUUUUAAAAAUAACAAGACACAAUAAAGAUUAUUCUGUCAAUUGAG
Molecule: messenger RNA, 3173 nt
Organism: Callorhinchus milii (elephant shark)
Lineage: Eukaryota; Metazoa; Chordata; Chondrichthyes; Chimaeriformes; Callorhinchidae
Gene: rnaseh2b
Product: ribonuclease H2, subunit B
Exons: 10
Coding region: 4-804 (266 amino acids)
Biological process (GO): RNA catabolic process; ribonucleotide metabolic process
Cellular component (GO): ribonuclease H2 complex; nucleoplasm
Source: RefSeq, a predicted model, not a curated record